Molecule: messenger RNA, 2233 nt
Organism: Bombyx mandarina (wild silkworm)
Lineage: Eukaryota; Metazoa; Arthropoda; Insecta; Lepidoptera; Bombycidae
Biological process (GO): nucleocytoplasmic transport; activation of GTPase activity
Cellular component (GO): nucleus; cytosol; perinuclear region of cytoplasm
Molecular function (GO): small GTPase binding; GTPase activator activity
Source: RefSeq, a predicted model, not a curated record
GUUAAUAAACACUAAAAUCAAUAUACAGAUCAGUAUGUUAUGUUGGUAAUGUGAGAAUUGAUUUAACAUUCUGAGAAACAAAUGGUUGCCUCGGAGCUCCACUAAAAAAAUUAAAAAAUUGCAAUACAAUGUUGAAUUUACCAGAAAGUAUCAGUAGAAGCACCUAUUUUACUUAUAUGCAAAGUGAAAAUUUAGAGCCAGCAAGAAAAUUAAAAUCAGAAAAUUUUGAUUGGGAUGCUCAACAUCCAAAAUCCUUAGUUUCUAUUUGCAUUACUAAGUUAGCAGAGAGUUGGAUUGGCUAUCCGAAACUUGAGGAGCUCAUAGCGAAAGACCGAGAAUUGUUUUUACAGGUUUUAGAUACCAAUGUACCGCUGCAAAUUUUAGCUGAUAAUAUAAAAAGCAAUAUGUUUUGGAGAAAAUGUUAUUAUUCCAAAUGGAUUGAGGCGCCCCUCGUAUCCAAAGAUAAGAAAUGGAUAAAUAUAUUCAUGGAAAAAUAUUAUUCGGAUAUAUUAGAAAAUUUGAAUCCUCGUCAUUAUGAUCCAGAAAAGGUAACUACACUAGUGAAACUUUGUGGGCCUUAUAUACAAACACUUUCUAUUAGAAGUCUAAUUCCUUCAGAUAUUCCAAUUCAAAGAAUCACGUCACCGGAGAUGGCAGAUUUAGUUACAAGUCAAAGAAAAACUGAGACUAAAGUUCUACAAAAAAAUAAAAUCUGUAGAGAUCAUAUUUCAUUACACGCAGCUUUAGGAAGUUUGAUAAAUUUAGUAGAAUUGCAUAUUACAUAUCAAUUAAAGGCAACUGGAACUGAUUAUCGAUGUGAUCAAUUUCAAUUUACUAAUAAUGAUGCAAAGAAUCUUUCUCGUGGUUUGGAAAAAUGUGCACUGUUGAGAAUUCUCAGAAUUACAAGGACUGAUAUGAAUUGUCAAAAAGUCAAAUAUAUCUUGCGAGGUCUCUCCGAAAAAGAACAUUUGGAAACAUUAGAUUUUAGUCACUGUAAAAUUGGCGACGAUGGUGCAGCUUCAAUCGCAAAAUUCAUUACAAGAAGUGACAAUCUCAGAAAUUUGAAGAUAGCUGAUAACAUAUUUGGUCCAUUUGGUGCUGAAAGUAUAGCCCAUGCACUCAAUAAUUCUGGUUGCGGAAUUCGAAGCUUAGAUCUAAGCUUAAACACUAAUUUAGGAUCUGAAGGGAUAGCACAUAUCGCUGUGUCGAUAGCGAGAGGAUGCAGUCUAACGGAAUUGAAUAUAUCUGGUUGUGGCAUCAAGCCUGGGCCUUUAAAGAAGGCACCAAUUGGAGUUUGGUCUGCAACAAGUGCAGAAAAUCCACCAACAUGCGGAGACUUACUGGCCCGAGCAAUAGGUUUGGUAAAAACGCCUUUAAGGUCUUUGGAUAUUAGCGUGAACAAUAUUGGGACGCCGAGUGAUAACACUCUCUCGAACGCUAUUUGUCUAAGUUAUAUUACGGACGUUAAUUUAAAAAGAUCGGGUAUGGUACCUCUAUCAAUGGCUAUAGCUGAAUCAGCAGCAGCAGCUCAGAGACUACGAAAAGAGGCCGAAAAGGGUAUAAAAUUCAGAAGAAGUGCUGGCAGGGUCUUACAAGCUCGGAGAGUUGCAAAAGGAAUGAAUAUUGAUGCGGAUCCCAUUUUGCUAGCUCAACAAUUAUCAGCUCGACCUUCUAUAGUAUCAGUAGCUUCAGAAGAAGGAGUUUACAAUAUUCAAACACAGCCCUUGCCUACAGACUUUGGCUUUGUUCCUGCGUUCAAGAGUCCGUUGCCAUCUUCUCGUGCUUCGUCCAUAACAGGGCCACCAACAUCACGACGUUCAAGUCAUCAUAUUAUUUUAGAACCAGUGAAGGAAGUGCGACGUACUGCUUUAAUUCGACGUGGGUCUGAUGGAUCUUUAUUACAGCCACGUAGUAACGAGGAUAACGAAAGACAUAUCAAGAUUUUUGUGUCUUAAAACUGUAUAGAAGUCUACCGAGUCAAUUUUCAUUACAGGAAAUUAUCACCCGGUAUGACAUGUAACGGAAUCUAUAAAUUGGCUAUAUACCCUAGAUUAUUAUGUUUCCUGUAUUCCUAUUUUACUUCAAAUUUGAAAACAAUUAUAGAUUGGUUAAAAUGAUCGUUAUCGUCAUUUAUUGAUGAAAUCAAACCUGCUGUCAUAUCAACGAACUUUUUAUUGUUAACUUUUUAUUGUUGUGCAAUUAACAAAACAACAUAAAGUAGUGUCUGCCAUUU